Trichoplax adhaerens is the source of this 1533-nucleotide messenger RNA. RefSeq lists its product as hypothetical. Gene Ontology annotation, biological process: proteolysis. Bases 1 to 1170 code for a protein of 389 amino acids. The transcript has 9 exons. The record is from RefSeq and is a predicted model, not a curated record. Gene Ontology annotation, molecular function: aspartic-type endopeptidase activity. NCBI's taxonomy places the organism in Eukaryota, Metazoa, Placozoa, Uniplacotomia, Trichoplacea, Trichoplacidae.
AUGAAGUUUUUGCUUGUCAUUGCUGCUUUAUUCCUAAUUUCCUCGGAUGCCUUGGUCAGGGUUCCACUGUACAAAUUCAAAAAGACUCCACGUGAGCAUUUGGCUGAAGUCGGAAUAACGUCGUCCAUGCUCAGUGAGAAGUAUGAAUUAGGAGCUUCGCGAAAUGCUACAGAAAUGUUGAAUAACUACCUGGACGCACAAUAUUACGGUGAAAUCUCUAUUGGUACUCCUCCACAAAAAUUUAAAGUUCUCUUUGAUACUGGUUCGUCCAAUUUGUGGGUUCCAUCAUCCAAGUGCUCGUUCCUGAAUAUCGCUUGCUUGUUCCACAGUAAGUAUGAUCAUAGUAAAUCCAGCACUUACAAAAAGAAUAGUACCAAAUUUUCGAUCCGAUACGGAACUGGCAGUUUAACUGGAUUCCUUAGUGUAGACACCGUCAGAAUCCAGGGCGUCAGUGUCAAGAAUCAAGGUUUCGCCGAAGCAGUUAGUGAGCCCGGUCUGACGUUUGUUGCUGCUCAGUUUGACGGUAUCUUGGGUAUGGGCUAUCAAGAAAUUGCAGUUGAUGGUGUGCCACCAGUAUUCAAUAACAUCAUGGCGCAAAAACAAGUUGGAAAAUCAGUAUUCUCCUUCUAUUUAAAUAGAAAAGAAGGUGCCAAACCUGGUGGGGAAUUAAUCCUAGGUGGAUCCGAUUCCAAGCACUAUUCUGGAAAUUUUACAUACCUUCCAGUAACGAAAAAGGGCUACUGGCAGUUUAAAAUGGAUGGUAUUAGUGUAAAGGGAAAAGGUAGCUUCUGCAAAGGCGGUUGCCAGGCGAUUGCAGAUACCGGUACCUCACUACUUGCUGGUCCAACAGCUGAGGUCAAUAAAAUCCAAACUUUGAUUGGAGCAACUCCACUUCUCAAUGGAGAGUAUACCAUUGAUUGCUCAAAAAUCUCCAGCUUGCCACCUAUUACGUUUACUCUUGGCGGUAAAAAGUUUACACUGACCGGAAAACAAUACGUUCUCAAGGUAAGCUCAUUGGGGUUGGAUGUCUGCCUUAGUGGAUUUACUGGUAUUGAUAUACCAAAACCAAGAGGACCAUUGUGGAUUCUUGGUGAUGUUUUUAUCGGUCAAUAUUACACUGAAUUCGACAUGGCCAAAAACAGAGUCGGCUUUGCAAAGGUCAAGAAUUAAAUCUACUUACCCAAUAACUUACAAGCACGGUUAAUUAUUAGAUCCCUGCGAUUGAGGCGUAACAUGGUCAUAAAAAGUAGCGUUGUAUUAAAACUUUUACGCUAUUCUAAUAUUUAACUAGAGGAUAUCCUUAUUUGCUUUAAUGACACGUUAUUAUCAAUGCUAUUCAUGGCUAAUUAGUUCAUUAAUCUGGCAGCAAGAACUAAAAAUCCCUUCGGUAUUAGCCUUUUUGUUAUUAUACAUAAUAAUAAUUAUAACGAACCGCUCCAAUUUCUGGUGUCUGAUCAUGAUUUUUUGUCAUUAUCGUUGUAUGUGCCAGAACGCAUUCCGGUGGAAUGUAGUUAAUAAAGAGAUUUAAUUAAA